Molecule: messenger RNA, 3538 nt
Organism: Branchiostoma belcheri (Belcher's lancelet)
Lineage: Eukaryota; Metazoa; Chordata; Leptocardii; Amphioxiformes; Branchiostomatidae
Exons: 11
Coding region: 104-3193 (1029 amino acids)
Biological process (GO): superoxide metabolic process
Molecular function (GO): metal ion binding
Source: RefSeq, a predicted model, not a curated record
UACAUGAGUUACGGCGGUCACUCGCUGUGAGGGAGCUGAGACCGCGAACACACGCGCCACCGCCGCCGCCCAGAGCUGAAUAUUCACCAACCUAGACGCAAAUAUGUCUCGGUGUUGUUUUUCUGCCGUGGUCUGGCUACUUGUUGGACUGACGGUGUGUGGAGGGGGUCAUGCCCUGACCUACAAGGCGACCUUUGACAUGGGCGGAACGCGAGGGACCGUGACUUUUCAGGAGCCGGCUGCCUCGACCAGAGUCGACAUCGCGCUGACCGGACUCGCUGGCUCCUGGGGCCUCCAGAUCCGGACGUUUCCGGUUGCGUACGACACGGCAGAACCUUGUUCCAACCUGGGAGCGAGUUACCACGACUUCAGCGGAAACAUCAACCCUACUUCUACUGUUACACCGGACCUCACUGGGAAAACCUUGUCUCACAGAUCCGUACUCCUGACUGACACCAGUGACUCAACCAACGUUCGCUGUGCCACCAUCCUGCCGGAGUCCAUCAGCAUGUCGACUGCCAUUGCCAAGUUCGGUGGCAAAGUCAGCGGUGUCGUCAUGUUCCGUCAGCAGUCGGACGACCCGUCUUCCCAGACAGUCGUCAUAUCCAACCUCUUCUAUAGCCAGGAUACGGGUUCCGCCGCGGACACCAGUAACAACUGGGAGGUGCGUAGCAAGGCUCCGGGCAGCAGUGGAGACCGGUGUGCUUCAACAGGCAGCGUUGUCACAAGCCUGGGGCAAACCACGGUAGGAGCAACUUCAGCGAGCGGGAGGAAGUUCGACACGAAGAACGGCCUGGCUCUGUCCGACGGAGGCAGCAUCGUCGGAAAAUGUCUCGUCUUGAAGGACUCUUCUGACGCUGUCCUGGCAAGUGCAGAGAUUUACCAGCUGGAAGCAGUUUCGGUGUCUGCAAGGUUCGAUAUGAGCGGGGUUAAGGGGACAGUGGACUUUUCCCAGGACUCUCCGUACGGUCCCACCACUGUUACCAUAAACGUCAACAACAUCAGAGCCAACGCGAUCAACUACCACGUCCACGAGUACCCCAUACCGGUCAAGGCAGCUGAGGUGAGCAUGUGCAGCGUGAUGUACACGGGAGGCCACCUCAAUCCUUUCGGCAAGGAUCCCAGUUCCGCCAGCUACCCCCGUCCCGCCGAGGGCACGGGUGACCAGUACGAACUCGGCGACCUGAGUGGAAAGUUCGGCAACCUCAGCGCGAUGUCCAGCAUGUCUAAAACCGAGACAGACUGGUACCUCCCUCUGUACGGGCGCUACAGCAUCGUCGGCCGCUCCGUCAUCAUCCACGACACGAGCGGCGGCCGGUGGGUGUGCGCGAACAUCGGUUACCCCGGUGACGUCGUCACGGCGAUGGCGGUGUUCAAGACGCCCGUGGCCGGCCACAUGGUCCUGCGGCAGGUGAGGGACAAGCCAUACAUGGACACGUCCGUGUUCCUCUCGGUCGCGUACAUCGACGGGACGGCCGGGACGUCCGACCACAGCUGGCACGUGCACGAGGACUCCAUGGGCUCCGACUACGCCGCGGUGGAGAACCGCUGCUCCAGCACGGCGGGGCACUUCAACCCGUACGCCGUCGACCUAUCAGGGAACUACGCCUCGCAGUGCCGCGGCACCAACCCCUUACGCUGCGAGCUCGGAGAUUUGUCCGGCAAGCACGGGAAGAUCGACGUCACCUCGGAGGACGGCGUCAGCAGGAACUUUUUCACCGACGUCGAUCUCCCGCUGUCCGGCCCGCACGCCGUGAUCGGCCGCUCCAUGGUGAUCCACCAGGCGAACUCCGGCGGCGGCAGGCUGGCUUGCGCGAACAUUUUCCAGCUGCCGGCCGUGGAAGUCUCGACGCAGAGGUGGCACGCACAGGGGGGCGUCAGCAGCGUCGUCUCAGGGACCUUCAGCGUGACCCAGGCCUCUCCGUUCGACGCCACCACCACCGUCAUCAACGUGACGGGCCUGAGCAACAACGCGGACACGUAUCAUGUGCACAAGCUCCCUGUGCCGUCCGGCAAGGACGACCCGUGCAGCGCCACCUCCGUCGCCGGACACUACAACCCCUUCAACGUCGUCAUCGGCGACAGCCCCGCCAGCGGGAGAGGAACGAGCGACCAGUAUGAGAUCGGGGACCUGAGUGGGAAGUACGGGUCCAUGCAGGGACAGACCGGCUUCUCCGAGACGAACCUGGACGGCAACCUGCCCCUGUUCGGGACGUACAGUUCCAUCGGGAGGUCGAUCGUGAUCCACGACAACAGCGGCGGCAGGUGGCACUGCGCGAACUUGACCCGAGUGCUGCCCCCGGAUGCGUCCACGGUGUCCGCCAUGGCCAAGUUCGAAGCCACAAGUCCAGCGGGUGAAAACUCCAUCGAAGGCAAAAUCAUUUUGACUCAGGUGAUUUAUGCAGACGGCAGCGGGGGUGACACGACACUGCAGGUGGACAUCAGGUACGCCAAGGAUACCAGCAAAAGCAAAAAGACGUCUGACCACAGCUGGCACAUCCAUGAGCAGCCUGUGAACGGUGACGGCAACACCCUCACUUCUCCCUGCUCCAGCUGCAGGGGACACUUCAACCCUUACAAUGCAGACCUGGGGGGAAACUACGCCACCCAGUGCAAGCCAGGGAACCCCCUGCGGUGCGAGCUGGGAGAUCUGAGCGGGAAACAGGGGAAGUACUCGGUGGGAGGGGGGCUCCGAGUUUACACCGACGUGGAUCUUCCUCUCUUUGGCGAGCUCACAGUUGUGGGUCGUUCCAUUGUGAUGCACGAGGCGAAUGGCGGGGGUGGCAGGCUGGGGUGUGGCACCAUCGAACCUAUGACACAGACAGCCACCAUUGCGUUCCCACCCAUCGAUAACUUCGACUCGACUGACUUCCGCUCCACGGUAGCCAGCCUGUUGGAGAUCGAAGUGUGGAAAGUCGCCAUCUAUUACAGGUCUGAGUCCAAUGCCAUACAGGAGUGCCAGGAGGUCACCUUCUACGUUCUUGGUGACAUUGCGCCAGGUAAGGUUACUGGGUUAGUGAAUGGGAGCCAGGCCAGUGAACUGGGGAAAUACUCACCAGGGGAGAACUGCAAGAGCUACGUUGGUACUCCUCCUCAGGCUGGGGAGGUCUCCUCCUCUGCAACAACCUGGCGUGAAACCGGCGUCCUCUUCUCAACACUGCUGCUCGGCAUUGUGGGAUGGCUGUUGAGCUGAAGUAGCCCCGCGGCCCCCUGGGAUAUUCCCCAUUGCAUCCUGGGAUGGCUGUGCUGCUCCUGGAGGCUUGGAAGGAAUCAUUCGAUUGUAAUUUUGUACAUAGUGAAAGAAAUUCCUCUGAAUACUACCUCUCUCUUCCUUCAUUACUGGUUUAUGAUUCAGCACAGUUCUGUACAGUAUUGUGAUUUUUGUUUCUUUUGGACUGUGGAAUACUAGCAACUGAAAACUUAUAACACUGUAACCUAUGGAAAUAGGCUUUAAUGUAGCCUGGGUACCAUCCUCCGUAGUUUCUGCCAUCUCCUAAUGUCAUACACUGUAGUGGCCAGUAAGCUGGCAGAAACUACA